CCCGGGGGCGGCCGUGCGCAGGCGCCGCCGUCCCCGUCCCCCCCCGUCGGUGCCGGGCGCUGAUCCCCGGCGGCGGCGGCUCCGCUGGUCCCCGUUCGUCCCCGCUAGUCCCGGCGGCCGGACGCGCCCGCCCCGCUGCGGUCUUGGGCAUGGCGGAGAGCCCGGGGCGGCCCGGCGCCCCGCCGCCGGAGGGGAGCGACCUCCCGCGGGAAGGAAGCGGCGAGGAAGCGGCGGCGGCGGGGGAGCCGCAGCCCGGGGUGUCCCCUGAGGGGACGGUGGAGCCCCCGGACGGGCCCUCCCCCGGCGAGGCGCCGCGGCUGAGCGGGGAGGCAGCGGCUGGGCAGGAGCCGGCCUCGGUGGCCGUGCCCCCCGGGGACAGCGGCGGGACAGGGAGCGGCUUCUCCGGGGGGGCGGCGGAGGCCUCGGGUGGGCCGGGCACGGAGCAGCAGGCUCCGGCGGGGGCUGAGCAGCGAGACCCCGCCGGGGCCGCCCCGGCGGGCGAGGGUCUGCCGGGAGGGGAGCCGGCGGCGGCGGCCGCGGGGGUAGACGCGCCCGAGGUCUCCGCGCCGGCGGGGGGAGACCCCGAGGAGGCGGCGGCGGCGGCCCCGACGGGGACGGAGACCGAGGAAGCAGCGCCUGUGGGGACAGACCUCGAGAAGGCGCCCAUGACCCUGACGGGGACGGAGUCCCAAGAGGUGGAGGCAGCCCCGGCGGGGACAGAAACGGAGGAGGCGGUAAGGGAGGCAGCCCCAGCCGGGACAGACCCCGAGGAGGCGGCGGCGACAGUCCCGGCGGGGACAGACUCCGAGGAUGCAGUGCGUGAGGCAGUCCCGGCGGGGACAGACCCCGGGGAGGCGGCGACAACCUCGGCAGGGAAAGACCCCGAAGAGGUGGCGGACACAGAGCCCGAAGAGGUGGAGGCGACAGGCCCUUCGGAGACGGACCCCGGAGAGGCGCUAAGGCAGGCAGCCCCGGCGGGGACAGACCCCGAGGAUGCGGCGCGGAAGGCAGCCCCGGCGGGGACAGAUCUCGAAGAUCUGGUGCAGGAGGCAGCUCCGGCGGCGACAGUCCCCGAGGAGGCGGCGGCGACAGUCCCGGCGGGGAUAGAUCCCGAGGAUGCGGCGGCGGCCUCGGCUGGGAGCGAGGUGGCCCCCGGGAGCCGCAGGGAAGCGGAGGUGGCGGUGCCGGCCGGCGGUGCCGCCGACGGCGGACGCCAGUCGCCGGGCAGCCCCGAGGGCGAGGACGGAGCGGAGACGGUGGGGGCGGAGUGGGGAGCCGGUGCCCCGCCGGUGGCGGGAGCGGGGGGCGCGGCCCCGGGGCCAGGGGAAGGCGACGCGGCGGCGGCGGCGGGGCAGCGCGGCGGGUCCCCGGGCCCCGAGGGGGGCGAGUGGGACGCGGCAGGUCGGAGCCUGAACGGUGUGCGGGGCCGGGCAGAGGAGGAGGAGGACGAAGCGGGCUCGCCGGCCACCCUGGAGGAGGAAGAGGAGGAUGAGGAGAAGCAGGAACAUGAUAUUUCACUCUUCGUCAAGGCUGGCAGUGAUGGGGAAAGUAUUGGAAAUUGCCCAUUCUCUCAGCGUCUCUUUAUGAUUCUGUGGCUAAAAGGUGUCAUAUUUAAUGUCACAACCGUGGAUUUGAAAAGAAAGCCUGCUGACCUGCAGAACCUCGCCCCGGGAACAAACCCCCCCUUCAUGACAUUUGACGGCGAAGUGAAAACCGAUGUCAAUAAGAUUGAGGAGUUCUUGGAAGAAAAGCUAGCGCCACCCCGGUAUCCCAAACUUGCACCGAACCACCCCGAGUCUAACUCUGCAGGAAAUGAUGUGUUUGCAAAAUUCUCUGCAUUCAUAAAGAACCCAAGAAAAGAUGCUAAUGAAAAUUUGGAAAAAUCUUUGCUUAAAGCCCUGAGGAAGCUGGACAACUAUUUAAAUAGCCCCUUGCCUGAUGAAAUUGAUGCUUACAGCACUGAGGAGAUCACUGUUUCCAGCCGGAAAUUCCUGGAUGGAGAUGAGCUCACCUUAGCGGAUUGCAACCUCCUACCAAAGCUCCAUAUAAUCAAGGUUGUUGCAAAAAAAUACAGAAAUUUUGAUUUUCCACCUGAAAUGACAGGGAUUUCAAGAUACUUGAACAAUGCAUAUGCAAGAGAUGAAUUUACAAAUACUUGUCCUGCUGAUCAAGAAAUUGAGUAUGCAUAUUUGGAUGUUGCAAAGAGAAUGAAGUAAACAGAAGAUGCCUCCAUUCUUUAUUACUUCUGAGAUGUAGAUGGGCACCAGCUGAGAUGGAAAAAAAGAAAGCCAGCAUACAUUCUGCGUAUAAUUUUAAGUUCUGCUAUUGGCCAAUCCUUCUUUUAUAAUGAUUGUAUAGCAUUAUUUGCUCAUUCUUAAAUUAUAUAUCUAUAUGUUUGUGUGUCUGUACAGAUGUCUGCACACAUGAAUGUCUGUUGUGCAUUGCAAGUUAAAGGUAUCAGUCAAUAUUAAAGCAUUUGUUGAAGUUAGGAAGAUGGUGUAGGUCACACAAUUACAGCAAUAUUGCAGACUAGUGACUUACGCUGAAUUGCUGAAUUUUGAGAAGAAUUAGCCCUGUUUCUAACACACAUUUAACCUAUCAUUAUCGCUGCCUCUGAUUUCUGUUUCACAGUUGUUGCCAAACUUCACAGUUACCGGGAGGGUUUCUGUUUGCUUCUCUGCAAGCCUUGGUGGGCUGCAAGCCAGCAGCUGGUGCCCAUGCAGCACCCUGGUUAACCCAGGAGAGGGGCCAGCCUGUAGGUCAGACCACGCCUGACUUCCCAGAAGCCCUCUCCUCUGUGCUAGAGACCUGCAGGGCAGGUCAAUGAAGAACAACUCCUUUUCACAUUGCAUGAAUUUUCUUUGAAAUUAAAAAUAAAUUAAAAUGGCUAAAAAUAGCCUUUGUAGCACCUAUAUCCACAAAAAGACUGUUGUAGACUAGUCAUUCGUCCUUGUCCACGUCAAACAUGGGCUCGCUUUCUAACAAAGCAUUACUUAAAAAUAAUAGUUGGUGUCAGAUACAUUGUGUCUGUGGUGUCGUUGUCUUGCACACUACACAGUUCUGAUGCAAAUGCGCUAUCUUCACAAUUAUUUAUAAGCCUCAUUCAAUAUGUAGUUUUAGUUUGCCUUUAGAGAAAACAGACACAAUACCUUUCCCCUCCCACCCUUAAUUGUGAACUCUCAUAUUGGGGCUGAUAACUGCACAGUCACUCAUCACAUAUUACUAACCGUUACUUUGUAUUUUCAAAUAUAUAUAUAAAAUAUAUAAAAAAUGAAAUAUGUAUGCUCUUUUCAUAUGCCUUACAAAUUUAAAUAGAAAAUAUGCAAAUUCAUAACUAA
Molecule: messenger RNA, 3338 nt
Organism: Phalacrocorax carbo (great cormorant)
Lineage: Eukaryota; Metazoa; Chordata; Aves; Suliformes; Phalacrocoracidae
Source: RefSeq, a predicted model, not a curated record